AUGCACGACAACGUUCUUGAGCCAAGAACACCUCACAAGUCCAGCCUUCGCAGUGGCAGACAUUCAAAGACACAGUCUAUUUAUGUAUCUUUGAAAACUCACAUGAACGACAUAUUGGGCACUUCCAGAGAAAAGCAUAGUGCUUAUAUCAUCGACAGCCAGUUCCCCAGGUCUGUUCCGAGAUAUGAUACGCAGUAUUCGUUACUAGAACAUUCAACGCCUUCCAACAACGACCUCAACUUGCAUAUCAAUUCCUCAUCUCCACCAGUCAAAUCAACAAAGAAGAGCUUCCGGUCUCCGAUCUGCUUAGCAAGAAAAAUAGGGCGUCAAAUAGGAGGCUUCCGGAGCGGAUCAGUGCGAUAUCCAGCCACUACCUCCGAACCUUUAGAGGAAGACAUAACACAUAGACAGCGUCAUGGUGUCGAGAUUGAAACGCGGACGGUUCUCGACAACAGGAAAAUGAAUCCUUUCUCAAAAACACGGAAUACUCGAUACUUGGAAUCAAGGUAUUCUGGUACAGAACCUUUACUUUGCGAUCCUCAGGCUUCCAGGCAUCCGAGGAGGGGGGAUAGUCCCCCGGAGGAAGAACGACAUCAUGUUGAUAUUGCGCAGGACAAAAGUUAUUUCUACACAUCGUCACAAAGCGACUCAGAGAGUGUUCGCCAAUUUUCUCAUCAGUGGAUGAUAUCAAAGAUCAACAAUGCAUUGGAUCAGCUCCGAGAUGCUUUCAGUCUCGAUGAACAUGAGAGGGCCUUCUUCAAAUCUCGCAGGAGCAUGCCAAUAGACAGUACUCCAAAGCAAUACUCAAUGUCAUUGUUUAUUGACGGCAGAAGAGUUGCAAGGAAUUGUUGA
Molecule: messenger RNA, 852 nt
Organism: Fusarium oxysporum Fo47
Lineage: Eukaryota; Fungi; Ascomycota; Sordariomycetes; Hypocreales; Nectriaceae
Exons: 1
Coding region: 1-852 (283 amino acids)
Source: RefSeq, a predicted model, not a curated record